Molecule: messenger RNA, 416 nt
Organism: Mucor mucedo
Lineage: Eukaryota; Fungi; Mucoromycota; Mucoromycetes; Mucorales; Mucoraceae
Product: Tim10/DDP family zinc finger-domain-containing protein
Exons: 3
Coding region: 41-295 (84 amino acids)
Source: RefSeq, a predicted model, not a curated record
GUACAACUUUUUCUUUUUUCCUUUCUACUAAAAAUCAAAAAUGUCUCAACCUCAAUUCAGUGAAAACGACCAACGUGAACUUGCCCAGUUCCUCGAAGCCGAGCAAGCAAAGGCCAGAGUCCAAGAAGUUGUUCAUAAUAUGACCGAUACUUGUUGGGAUAAGUGUAUUUCUAAGGUCAACAACAAGUUGGAUCGCUCAGAGGAAGCUUGUCUCGCCAACUGCGUUGAUAGAUUUUUAGAUACCAGUUUAUUCAUCGUCAAGCGUUUGGAAGAUAUGAGAUCUAGCAGCAUGUAAACAGGAUUUAUCAAAACGAACAAACAACAUCUUUUUUCAUAUUCUCGAAAUACGAUAUGUACAUUAUAUAUAGAAACUUUUCUUUAAUAAAAAAAAAUACGAUUUUUAUUCUAACAAACAA